Messenger RNA from Cladocopium goreaui, 641 nucleotides. The record is from the annotation of a GenBank genome assembly. NCBI's taxonomy places the organism in Eukaryota, Dinophyceae, Suessiales, Symbiodiniaceae.
AUGAGGAGCUUGGUGUCAGCCCCCAUUGGAAACAAAGAGCCGGACUGUUAUUUUGCAACUGCUGUUUUUCGGCGGUAUGCUGGUGGUCCUGAUCCUGAACUUGUCUGUCCGCCUGCGCUUCAGUUGGGCGAUAAUGUGGCAGCUCUUGGAGGUGAUGUGGUCAAGGUUUCUGAGCUGAAGGAGGGCGAGUCGUCCGAGAUGAUUCGGCUGACGGCAGACAAUGCGGUUCUGGAGGUAACACCGACCCAUCGCAUCUCAGUGCCAAACAUGGGGUCCACUGGCUCAGCGCCAGCUCAGGUUCCAUCCGGCUCUGAAGCUUGCAAGAUGGCGAGGGAACUGCAGAAGGGCGACUAUGUUGUUUGCGAGGAUGAUGUGAAUAAGCAACUCACAAACGUGGAGAAGGUCCUGCUCGACAAACCAGUGAAAGUCUACAGUCCCCGCUUCACGCCGGAUCUGCCCGUCCCGGUGUUCUCUGCCCCGCCAAACACCAUCUUGUCGAAAGGCAUGCCUUCUCAGCCAAGCCGACGUGGCGGCAGCUCAUACCAAAGGAGGAAGGCAAACCGGUCAAUGUGCGAGUUUGAGACGCGCAGUAUCCCAGAAACGCACCAGGAAAUCUCCGACUGAGGCAACCCUUGUUUUUC